AUGGAGUCCACACUCCACAAAGGUGGAGCUGCAGGUGUGGUGCACCCAGUAGCAGCCCCUCAGGGUGGUUUGCAGCCCCUUGCUGAGGUGGCAGAGCCUGCCGACCUGGGAAAGGUGGAGGGAGACAAGAGUCAACCUGGACACCCAGCAGGAGCAGGACAUAUACAGGUGGUGUACUCACUUGACAGCUCUCCGUCCUCCUCGGACAGUGAGGAUGAAGACUCAUUUAUCACUUUCGCCAACAAAGGAGGUAGCUCUUCAGGCAGUGACAGUGAGGAUGACAAGAAGAAGAAGAAGAAGAAGAAGAAGAAAAAGGAAGAGGAGAAGGAGUACGUCUGGGACAAUGUCAUCAUAUAUCAGUCUGGUACCGAAGGCCAAAUGGAAGAGCCGUCUGCAGAGGGACAGAGUUUGAGCCAGCCUCAGGGUCUCGACUCAUCAGAUGAGGAGGAUGACAAGAAGAAAGAGAAAAAGAAGAAGAAGAAGAAGGACAAGAAGAAGAAGAAGAAGAAGAAAAAGAAGACGAAGAAGAAGAAGAAGAAGCAGGAUUCCUGUUCUUCCUCAUCUGAUAGUUCAUCCUCUGACAGUGAAGAUGAAAAGAAGAAGAAGAAGAAGAAGAAAAAGAAGAAGGACUCCAGCUCCUCUUCCUCAGAUAGCUCUUCUUCAUCUUCUUCUGACAGACCUGAUGAGGAGCAGGAGGAGAUCAGCAGUGGUGCUGCUCUUUCAGCAGCUGAUGGUGAGAUUGCAGGAUCAAGUGCUGAUGGAGAUAAAAAGAAAGCUAAAGAUGCCGACAAGCAGGAUUCUUGCUCAUGUUCAGAUAGUGAUGAUGACAAAAAAGACAAGAAGAAGAAAAAGAAGAAGAAGGAAAAGGAUUCCAGCUCUUCCUCCUCAUCCUCCUCCUCCUCUUCCUCAUCUGAUAGAUUCCAGCUCUUCCUCCUCUUCCUCCUCCUCCUCCUCAUCUGA
This is a messenger RNA of Thunnus maccoyii (southern bluefin tuna), 960 nucleotides long. RefSeq names its product protein FAM133-like. The coding region runs from base 1 to 960 and encodes 319 amino acids. The transcript is spliced from 16 exons. NCBI's taxonomy places the organism in Eukaryota, Metazoa, Chordata, Actinopteri, Scombriformes, Scombridae. The record is from RefSeq and is a predicted model, not a curated record.